Aphidius gifuensis is the source of this 1772-nucleotide messenger RNA. RefSeq names its product protein AATF-like (gene Aatf). NCBI's taxonomy places the organism in Eukaryota, Metazoa, Arthropoda, Insecta, Hymenoptera, Braconidae. The transcript has 2 exons. The record is from RefSeq and is a predicted model, not a curated record. Gene Ontology annotation, cellular component: nucleolus; nucleus. Gene Ontology annotation, biological process: regulation of transcription by RNA polymerase II. The coding region runs from base 85 to 1716 and encodes 543 amino acids.
AUGGUUCGUGUAUGAUCUUGAUACACGUGCAUUGUUGUUGAUUGAUGUCUUAAAUUUCAAACAAUUUUAUAAACAAAUAAAAAAAUGUUAAAGUUUAAAAAAAAACAGAGUUUAGCUGAAUGUAUCAAUGAUGUAAUAACAGAUGGAGCAAAAACAUUUGAUUCUGAUGACGAGGAUGAAGUAACAAAAGCUAAAGUUGUUGAUCAACAUUCAGAAUCAGAUUCUGAUGAUGUCCCAACUGGUACAUCGUUCAGAAAACAGAAUGUUCAUCUUCUCGAUGAAGUUGAUGCCAGAUACCAAGGUAAAAAAGUGUCGAGAAAAGACAUUUAUGAAAAUGAGUCUUAUGAUUCUGAUGGUGAUUUAGAAAGUGAUAAAGAUUCAGGUGAUGCUAUGGAUGAUUUGUGUGACACUGAUUCUGAUGAUGGUAAUAGUGAUAGUCAACAAGAGGCUGAUGAUAACAGUGAUGCUGAAGUAGAUGAUGAUGAUGAUGAUGAUAAUGAUGAAGAAGAAGAUGAUAAUGAUAAUGAAGAAGAUAAUGACAAUGACAACGAUAAUGAAUCUGAAAUAAGUGAUGAUGAAGAAUCAGACUUUGAUGAGGACAAUCCUCUUGGUAGAAAUCGUGAUGGUGAAAAUAAUUUUCCCAGUAUGACACCAAUAAAUAUAAAUCAAGAAAUUGAAAAAGGUAAUUGUGUCAGAAAUCAACUUAAAGCAUGGGAAAAUUUAUUGGAAAUGAGAAUAAAACUUCAAAAAUGUCUUUCAACAAGCAACAAAAUGCCACAAUAUGAUGUCUUUAAAGAAUAUCAAACAGAUAAACAAUUUAUUGAAGCUGCAAAAGAUACAAAAAAAAAAUUAUCCAAUGCUUUAGAGGGUCUUUUAGAAUUGCAAGAAAAAUUAUGGAAAAAUAAUCCAGAAACUAAAAAUUUAUUAUCUAAUAAACAAAAUAAUGAUAAAUCAAAAACAAAUGAAGAUGAUUCAAUGGACGAAGAAAUUCCAUCUGAUACUGAUGAAGAAAUGGAACAUGAUGAUAAAGAUAAAUCUGAUAAUGAUGACGACAAUGAUGAUGCUGAUACAAAAGAACCAGCAAAUAAAAAACGUAAAACAUUGGAUGAAUUUGAAAAAAUUCUUGAAAAAAGACACGCAGUUUAUACACCAUAUAGAAAUUCAGUUAUUCAAAAAUGGAAUGACAAAACUCGUGUUGCAGCUGGUAAUGCUAGCAAAGGUACAAGUCAAGCUGUUGUUAAACAAAUUGAAUUUUUAUUAAGUAAUAAACAAAAAUUAAUAUCAAGAACACAAUUAAAAAGAUCAGAGUACAGUAUUAUUGGAAAAAAAGAUCAAGUUGAUGAUGAUGAUGGAAGAAGAAUUCAAGAAUACGACACAGAAAUAUAUGAUGAUGAUGAUUUUUAUCAUCAAUUAUUGAGAGAAUUAAUUGAGCAUAAAUCAGCUGAUAUCACAGAUCCAAUACAAUUGGGAAAACAAUGGGUUCAACUACAAAAUAUGAGAACUAAAAUGAAAAGAAAAAUUGAUACACGUGCAACAAAAGGACGUAGAGUUAGAUACAAUGUUCAUACAAAAUUAGUUAAUUUUAUGGCACCAAAUGCACUUGAUGAUACAUGGUCUGAUGUAGCUAAAACAGAACUUUAUAAUUCAUUAUUUGGAAAAAUUAAAGUUGUUCAAAGAAAUCAAAAAAAAAAUGAACCAGAUGUUGAAAAUAUUUAAAUAUAAAAAAAAAAAACAUUUGUAAAUAUAAAUAAAACUUGAUGUGGAACAAAAAA